UGUCAAAUAUCAGUGUUAUUGUUUAACGACUAGUCGACACCACCGUCUGUCACGUUUUUUUCUGUUACACUAAAGAAAUGUCGUCAGUUCAUUGCUUGAAAAACUUUGUCAGCGAGCGACUAACCGCUGCUGCUGAAGAAAUAUUUGGGGUCAUUGAAAAAACUUUAUCAGUGUACGAGAAGGAGAUUGUUCGUCAGCGCAGACUGUUGGAUGUCGUCCUGAAGCCCGAGAUAAAACUACAAAGGACCGAGCUCCCACAGCUACAUGUCCGUAAGGAGGAGGUUCUCGCUGACCGGCAGCUAAGUAACCAGGAGACGGACUCCAGUCUGGACCCAGAGGCUCCACAGAUUAAAGAGGAGCAGGAGGAACUCUGCAGCAGUCAGGACGGGGAGCAGGGUGUACUGGAGCAGGACGCUGAAGCCUUUAAGUUGAGUCCUACUUAUGAUGGAAGUGACCACAGCGAAGAUCAGACUGUACUUUUUGAUAAUAAUCAAACUCACAAUGCAUCAGAGAUGGAACCUCUGUCCAGCAUUUCCUGUGAAAGGCUGCAAUAUGACUCCGACAGAAAUCACUCUUUAGCCACAGAACCGCACAGUGACCACAGCCUGCAUGUGAGAACAGGUCAGAAGCAGUAUAUGUGCGCCAUUUGUCGGAAAAGUUUCAAAAUUACAGACUUGAAAUUGCACAUGAAAAUUCACACAGGCGAGAAAACUUUCCGUUGCGAGUACUGCAACAAGGAGUUUGCUUUCAGUUCAUCUCUGUUGCGGCAUCUCCGAGUGCACACAGGGGAGAAACCUUAUGAAUGUCGUUUGUGCAGGAAAAGAUUUAAUGACAGCACGACAUUGAAAGUCCACUACAGAAUCCACACAGGUGAAAAGCCCUAUAAAUGCAAGACGUGUGAAAGAGCUUUCACCACCUCCUCGAACCUGAAGAAGCACAUGGCUAUAUAUACUAAAGUUGCAGAUGGUAGACAUGGAGUGAAAAUGUCUUCAGGUUUGUGUUUGAGGAAGUUUGUCAGCGAGCGACUGACCGCAGCUGCUGAGGAAAUAUUAGGAGUCUUUGAACAAACGAUGUCAGUGUACGAGGAGGAGAUCGUCCGUCAGCGCAGACUGCUGGACAUCUUCCUGAAGCCGGAGAUAAGAUUACGCAAGAGAGACAUCUCACGGUCAUCUGUCUAUAAUAAGGAGGUUCUCCUGGACCAACAGAAGCUCUUUAACCAGGUGAGGAACUGCAGUCUGAACCACGAGGUACCCGAGGCUUCACAGAUUAAAGAGGAGCGGGAGGAGCUCUGCACCAUUCAGGACAGAGAGCAGCUUAUACUGGAGCAGGAGACAAAUUUGUUAAGGCCUGCUUGUGAUGGAAGUGAUUAUAUGGAAGAUCAGACUCUGCUUUUGGAUCCUGACCAGCCUCAGAGUGCAGCAGAAAAAGAGCCACUGACCAACAUCUCGGUUAUAGUGAUAAAAUCUGAAUCUGACAGAGAGGGCUCAGGUGAAUCAGUACCAAACGGUGAGCACCAGCUUUCUCAUAAUUCUGACACAGCUGAAAGCCAAGACCAUGAAAGAGGAAACCAAGGGAAUGCAAGUACUGAUCACAAACCAGAGAACAAGCAUUUCAAAUGUAUAUUUUGCAAUGAGGAGUUUCAUGAUUACUUAAAAUUAAAACUUCACAAAAGGACCCACACUGGUGAAAAAUGUUUUAAUUGUGACACCUGUGGGAAAGGGUUUACCCAGGAGGCUCUGGUGAGGAAACACAUGAUGACUCACACAGGGGUAAAGCCCUUCAGAUGCAGAGUUUGUGGAAAGGAAUUCAACUGUCAGUCAAACAGCGUCACCCAUAUGAGAAUUCACACUGGUGAGAAGCCGCACACUUGUUCAACCUGCGGGAAAAGUUUCAGCCGCGGAGCAGAUCUGAGGAGGCACACCCGGACUCACACAGGGGAGAAGCCCUACAGCUGUGUCCACUGCGGGAGGGAGUUUUCUUACCACUCAUCCCUCACAAAUCAUGUCCGAGUGCAUACAGGGGAGAAGCCCUAUAAAUGUAUUUGGUGUGGGAAGAGGUUUGCUGUCAGCACAACGUUGAAAAUACACACCAGAGUCCAUACAGGGGAAAAGCCGUAUAAAUGCAACUUUUGUGGGAAGAAUUUUGCUCAUAACACAGGACUGAGGUUUCACAAAAGGAUCCAUGCAAGGGAGAAACCACAGAAGCUCUCCCAGACAUCUGUCCGUAAAGAGGAGGAGGUUCUCCUGGACCACCAGCAGCACAGUAACCAAGAGACGAACCCCAGUCUGAUCCAACCAGAUCCUUUACCAGUAAAAGAGGAACAUGAGGAAAUGCGCAUCAGUCAAGAACGACGGCAGCUUGUACAGCAACAAGAGACUGAUGCCUCUAAGACUCCCACUUGUGAGGGAUGCGUCUGCAAGAUAUCACCAACCAAGACAGGCAACAAUGAGAACACAGCACCAACUGAGAGUACUGAUCCAACACUAGAUAAGAAAUCUAAUGACGAAAACACAACCACAACUACAUAUACUGCAUCAGUAGAAAAAAGAGACCCGGAAGGAAAAGAACACAAGACACCAAGCAAACCCAAUGACGGGAAAGCCACAUCAACUUCCAGUACUAAACCAACACUAAGUAAGAAACGCAACAAUGAGACAACAUUAAACAGAAGUACAAAAUCAACACCAAAUAAGAAUUGUAUUAAAGAAAACACAAGUGCUGAGCCAACCCCUAAUAAGAAAUCCAGUGAUGAGAAAACAUCGACCACAAGUACUGAACCAACAGCACAUAAGAAACGUAAUGAUAGGAAAACAACACCUACUGAAAGUAUUGAGCCAACACCAAAUGAGGAUGAUGGGAACACAACAUCAAACAAAAGUACAGAGAUAACACCAAACAAGAAAAGAAAUAACAAGAGCACAGCAUCAAUUGAAAAUACUGACCUAACACCAAAUAAGAAACCUAAUGAUGAAAACACAACAGCUAAAAGAAAUACUGCAUCAACACAAAAUAGAGACCCUAAAGAAAAAGAACAAAAGACACAAAAGAAACGCAACGAUGAGACAACAUCAGACAUAAGUACAAAAUCAACACCAAAUAAGAAUCGUAGCAGAAGGAGCACAACAUCAACUAGAAGUAAUGAGCUAACCCCGAAUAAGAAACCCAAUGAUGGGAAAAAAUCAACCACAUGCACUGAACCAAGACCAGAUAGGAAACGCAGCGAGAGGAAAACAACUUCUAGUGAAAGUAUUGAAUCAACACCAAAUAAGAAACCCAAUGAUGUAAACACAAGGUCUACAAGAAGUAAGCAGGCAACACUAAAUAAGAGACAAAAGCAUGGGAACACAACACCAAAUGAAAGUACUGAUGCAACACCAAAUAAGAGACGAAAGAAUGACAAUACAACAUCGGAGUUGACACAAAGUGAGAAACGUAACAAUAAGAGCGCAACAUCAAAUGGAAGUGCACCCCCAGCACAAAACAGGAAAGAUGGGAACACGUCAAGCGGCAGUAAUGAAGAUGAAGACAACCCUUACAAGUGUGACCGGUGCGGUAAAGUGAUGACUAAUUUCAAAAACUAUAAAUUUCAUAUGAAAUCCCACACUGUUGAAAAGACUUUCAAAUGCGAUACUUGUGGUAAAAUGUUCAGGGAGAGCUGGGAUUUGAAUAAACAUUUAGUAAUUCACUCUGUUGAAAAGCCUUUCAAGUGCAAAGUUUGCGGAAACGGAUUCAACCGACGAUACAAUCUCGACCUGCACCUUAGGGUUCACACCGGGGAAAAGCCGUACAAAUGCAACAUCUGUGACAAAAGCUUCAGCGCAUGUGUGAAUAUGAAGAAGCACAUGAGAAUUCACACAGGUGAGAAGCCGUACACAUGCAGCGACUGCGGGAAGGAGUUUGCAGAUUCUUCGUCUUUCAAAAAUCAUCUGCGAGUUCAUACAGGCGAAAAGCCCUUUAAGUGUUCCCACUGCAAGAGAAAAUUUGCCACCAGGACGACUUUGACAAGGCACAUCAGAACACACACAGGUGAAAAGCCUUAUAAGUGCAAUGUGUGUGAGAAGGUGUUUGCCCACAGAACAGACCUGAAAGGACAUAUGAGGACACAUACAGGAGAGAAGCCUUACAAAUGUAGUACAUGUGGAGAACAGUUCUCCACCUGGUCAAAACUCCACAAACACAAACAUGUCCACACAAGUGAUGGACAAAGCUCCUCUGCUUAAAAAGCGAAUGAAUUACACUAAAGUAGAACUGUUACUGGAAUUUUAAGUUUUUAUUUUGUUUUGAAGAGACUACUUCACUGUUUUAGUGUUGCACUCCAGACAUAUUGUCUUUUUUAUUUGAUACAUUCCUCUUCCUUGUCAAAAUCUGGUGCCUACGUUACGCACAAUGCACAAUGUACAAUGCAACACAAUCACGGCUAAUAAGGCACUCUGGAGCCGCUGGCCUUAAGCAGACCCUCACACCCUUAGAUUUUUUACAUUUUCAGUCUUGUAGUCUUCAACCCCAACAGACACUGCCUCACAUCAGACCUAACACAAAAAGAUCUAUAUUAUUUUUUCACAUAUGCAAUAAUACUUCCCAUCUGUAAACAGACUGUUGUGUAAAAUUGGUGGAGUUCCCCUUUUUAGGUUUUUGGUUUUUACUUCCUUUAUCUGGACUGUAAAUAACAAGAUGCCCAUUUAGGUGUAGAAUAAUGAUUGUUUUACAGAUUAAUUGUAAAAUUCUGUAAAUACGUUUAUUUUUAAUAUUGGAGUUUAGAUUUUCAUAAAGCAUCUAAAAACUGGGAUGUUCAUAAGAGCUAAAUCCCACAGUUUUGUGCCUUGUAAAGUUGUUUUUAUACACAAAUUCUUGACUAAUUCUUAAUUAAAAUUGGUUAAUCCAUUUUAUCAUAUUGUUUUAAUCAGAUUUAAUGUUAUUGAUUUUUUCAAACAAACAAGGAAGAGAAACUGCGUCUUAGUUGUCCAAGUGCCUUAAUUCCUUGACUUUUGGAAAAUUAGUUUGUUUUGAAAUAAAUUCUUUCCUAAUUUAUUGAAAUAUUUCUAAUCACAGUUUGAGAAAGUUAACCAAAGAGCAACUAACUACUACUGUGGGAAAUAUUAGGCGUUUGUGAGCAGAUAAUAGUUGUGUAAGAGGAGGAGAUCAUUUGUCGGUGCAGACUGCUGGAUAUCCGUUUGAAGCCUGAGAUGAAGCUGCACAGGACAGAUCUGUGAGAUACCUUUGUUACUGUUAGAUUAUUCUGACUUGUAUGAGAUGUAAAACCAACAGUUUAAAGUUGAAUAUUUUACACAUGAACCAACUGGGAUUCAGUGGUUGUUACAGGUUCAUCCUGUUUGGUAUACUGUCUAAAUAAAGUAUUACUGCCUUAA
Molecule: messenger RNA, 5366 nt
Organism: Seriola dumerili (greater amberjack)
Lineage: Eukaryota; Metazoa; Chordata; Actinopteri; Carangiformes; Carangidae
Product: zinc finger protein 62 homolog
Exons: 6
Coding region: 78-4220 (1380 amino acids)
Biological process (GO): negative regulation of transcription by RNA polymerase II; regulation of cytokine production; regulation of immune system process
Source: RefSeq, a predicted model, not a curated record